ACCAGCUGACGCAGGUAGGAUGACCGCGAGGGUGGCGUUCCUGGUGGUGAUGGCGGCGGUAGCGACGCGGGUGGUGACACACACACCCGGGAACACCAGCUCUCCUGCUCUCACCUCCACCCAGAGCAGCCCGGGUGAGCACCCACAUCUCCACCUCACCACAGCUGAGUUGAUUGCCGCCCGUGGGUACCCGGCUGAGGCUCAUCACGUCGUGACUAGCGACGGAUACAUUCUUGAGAUUCACCGCAUACCUCACGGCCGCCGAGGCCCCCGGGCCCGCCACACACACCCCCAUAAUAGAGAUGACGGGGUAUCGUCAGUGGAAUCAGUGGCGGGAAACCGGAACAUUAUCGCUCCAGGAGUUUCAACCUACAGUAAUGAGAGAAGCAGUAGCGACAACAGUAAUGAGAGCAGCAGCAGCAGCGACAACAGUAAUGAGAGCAGAGGUAGCGACAACAGUAAUGAGAGCAGCAGCAGAGACAACAGUAAUGAGAGCAGCAGCAGCCACAACAGCAGCAAGAACAGCAGCGGGCAGCGUAAAGCUGUGUUCGUCCUACACGGUUUUCUCUCUUCCAGUGCAGACUUUGUGAUGAACGACCCUGACCAGGCGCUAGGGUUCCUGCUGGCUGACGCAGGCUUCGACGUCUGGCUAGGCAACACCAGAGGAAACUUUUACGGCCGUCGACAUACCAACCUUACAACCAAACAGCCUGAAUUCUGGGACUUCAGCUGGAACGAAUUGUCGCGCUACGACGUGCCGGCCAUGCUGAGCUACGUUCGCAAGACUUCCAGGGUAGACCAGGUCAGCUACAUCGGACACUCAAUGGGCACUUCUCUCUUCUUUGCCAUGAUGGACUACCACCCACACAUCAACACCUGGGUGCGAGCAAUGGCAGCCCUGGCGCCAGCGGCCUACGUCCACCACAAGUACACGAUGGCUGGUGUCCUUGCUCCAUUCUUCGAAGGUGCCGAGAAAGAACUUCGUAAGCAUGGAAUAAUGGAAAUCUUCAGACUCACAACUGAAAGCUCAAAAAAAGUAUCAGAUAUGUGUGGUCCCAAAUCCAUCACCAGCUUCCUGUGUGUUCUGAUGUACUUUAUCAGCGGAGGCCCCAAUUCCAACUAUUUAGAUAAGGAAUACCUGCCAGUGAUCUUCGCCCACACGCCUGCAGGCUCCGGCUUGAAGGUUUUUACUCACCUGCGUCAACUCCACGCUUCACGCAAGUUCCAGGCCUACGACCACGGAGAGGCCAAAAACCUGGUGAAGUAUGGAAGGGCGUCGCCGCCUCAGUUCUCUCUCGCCGCCGUCCGCGUCCCCGUUGGUCUCUUCUGGUCUGAGAACGACUGGAUCGUUGAUCCUAGGGACGUGCGACAGACGGCAUCGGAGCUGCCUUGGGUGGCUCUUGACCACCAGAUUAAGCUGCGAGACUUCAACCACGUGGACUUCCUAUGGGCGGAGAACGCGAAUUACUAUGUAUAUGACCCCACUAUACGCUUCCUCGACAGCUUUCUCUGAAUGAAGAACGCAGAUUAACCUUAUUGAAAAAAAUACCUUCUAAAUAAUUGAUGAGAAUAACAUUAAGUGCAUAAAAUCGGUUCAGAUUAGAUUUUGAGAAUCCUGCAAGAAUGUGGUGUUUGAAAGACAGGCAACAAUUAGAAUAGUUUUCUCUACUGAUUACCUAUGGUGAAGGUGGUAGAUUCCGGCGAUGAGUCACAAUAACGUGGCUGAAAUAUGUUGACCAGACCACACACUAGAAGUUGAAGGAACGACGACGUUUCGGUCCGUCCUGGACCAUUCUCAAGUCGAUCGACUUGAGAAUGGUCCAGGACGGACCGAAACGUCGUCGUUCCUUCAACUUCUAGUGUGUGGUCUGGUCAACAAGGUGGUAGAUUACUUGACAGUUUUGUCAAGAAGGUAGGUGACAAUAUCUUCGUGCAAUAACAUCAAGAAAUUCUCAAGAUAGUGAUAAAUACCGAUAACUCGUAUUGCGUAACACAGUUAACAGGUUCAGAAACUAUGAGCUACAACUGACCAAACAGACUAGAUAAUCCAGACUACAAAAUUUAAGCUCAGUUUACUAGUUGGUUACACAGCAAAACCGUUCUAGCAUAUCUCGCAGUUACUAUGUAAUUUCAUCACUCACAUGGAAAGCCAACAGCUGUCACGCUUACGUGUUACAAAUAUAUAUAAACGUGUUGAUUGUUGGCGUCACGUUUAUAUAUUUUUGUUAUCGCCUGUAGUAUAAACAUAUGUUUUCGCCUGUUGUAUAAACAUACGUUAUCGCCUGUUAUAUAACAAGCGAUAACACCGAGGUUCCGAACCUUUAACAGUGUUAUGCUUGGUAUUUAAUCAGAGGAUGUUUCCCCACACAGUAGCACGUUGAUAAUUAUAUAUUUUAAACGAGAACAAAUGUUGACAUAAAUGAACUGUUAUAUUAGGUUUAAGGCCUGAAAAAGAGGUGAUUAUUUAUGUAUUGUUUUGUUUUUAAGAGAUUAUUUUAA
Molecule: messenger RNA, 2499 nt
Organism: Procambarus clarkii (red swamp crayfish)
Lineage: Eukaryota; Metazoa; Arthropoda; Malacostraca; Decapoda; Cambaridae
Product: lipase 3
Biological process (GO): lipid metabolic process
Source: RefSeq, a predicted model, not a curated record